Messenger RNA from Penicillium salamii, 6483 nucleotides. NCBI's taxonomy places the organism in Eukaryota, Fungi, Ascomycota, Eurotiomycetes, Eurotiales, Aspergillaceae. The record is from the annotation of a GenBank genome assembly.
AUGGAACCGCAACAAAUCCGAGAACUGCUAGAAGCCCGAGGCAACACCAUACUAGUAUUCGGAGCGCAAACCGGGUCAUUCAAUAAAGCUUCCGUCGAUAUCGUGCGAUCCGGAAUCAGAAAUGGACCUAAAUUCUUCAUGCAGGCAGUGGAAGACCUCACUAUCUACUGGGAUGCAUUGGCUGCCAAAGCUCCUGAGAUAGAGCAGACUUUGCCUGGAAGAAGUCUCCUCGAAGACUUGAGUCGUAUUCUUACACAUGGACUGAAUGAGGAGAAGCGGCGACCAUACAACAUGCUCUGUCUUACAAUGGACUACAUCGCGCAGAUUUUACAGCAUUGGCAAUAUCUGCAGAUGGCAGAGGAAUGCCGAGAUGAAUCAAUGGAUCCUCAGGAAUCCUGGAUCGCACGCCACAAGGACAGCACAACGGCUACUUUGGGCUUCUGCACUGGUCUUCUACCCGCAUUCGUUGUGGCCAGCUCUCACAAUAUGCAUCAACUGGAACAACAUGCCGUCAUUGGUCUUCGCUUGGCCAUGGUUUCCAGUGCUAUGACCGAUGUCGACGAGGUUCUGAAUGGCAAUUCGAAUCAGUUCGCCACCAUCUGCCACGGAAACAAACUGGAAGAGGAGCUCGGUCGUAUCAUGAAGGAGCUAUCUCCGCAUGUCUAUAGCGCAGCCUCCUAUGAUAUUGGGUCCAGGACUGUCUGUGUUUCAGAGAGGGUGACCUCCGUAUUCUUAGAGCAGGCACGUGGCGCUGGCAUCAAGUGCCUGCAAUUGGACCUUCAUGGCCGUGUCCAUAAUUCAACCGACGCGGGAGGACGUGUCAUCUCGAUCCUGCUCCAGCUGUGCGAAGAAAUGCCCGAACUUCGACUUCCAGAUGCGUCGCAAGUGGCAAUCCCGACAUACAACAAUUUUGAUCCUGAGACGCCCUUGACUCAGGGUAGUCUGCAUGAAGCCGCUAUCGAAGGCAUACUCAGGUCACCCUGUCACUGGUACGAAACAUUCGUCUCCGUCUGGGCCUGUCUUGAUGACCCAUAUGUGAUAUCGUACGGCCCGGAGUGUGUGCCUCGAUCUCUUUUGUAUGGCAUCAAGUCUAAAGUCCUGCAUCUGGCCGACGUAAAGCCUCCCUCCCCUCUUCCCCAGGCUCCCGAUCCCGUUGAAGAGAUGGUUGCCGUGGUCGGAAUGGCCAUCAAAUCGGCCGGUGCAGACGACGUAGACGAGUUCUCGCAGAUGCUGCGCAGUGGUCAGUCCCAGCAUGCGGAGAUCAGCCCUGACCGUAUGAAAUUCAACCUUGAGUCGGAUUCCUCUCGCCAGUGGUUUGCCAAUAUGAUGCGCGAUGUUGAUGCCUUCGAUCAUCGAUUCUUCAAGCGCAGUCCGCGUGAAUCAGCCGCUAUGGAUCCCCAGCAGCGGCUUUUCCUACAGUCUGUAUACCAGGCGCUGGAGAACGCAGGAUAUUUCUCCUCUGUCGUGCGCACUGGUGAAGCCCCAAAGGACGUCGGAGUUUUUGUGGGAUCGACGAUGAAUGACUACGAGCACCAUUCCACCUGCCACGAUCCCACUGCUUUCACUGCGACUUCCCCCAAGAGCUACAUCCCUGCUAGAGUUUCCCAUUUCUUUGGCUGGACGGGACCAACCAUUGUCUACGAUACAACCUGUUCCUCGUCAAUGGUUGCUCUUCACUACGCCUGCCGCAGUUUGCUCUCUGGCGAGUGCUCCGCUGCUAUUGCCGGCGGUGUCAAUCUGAUUACUCUCCCUAGUACAUUCCGUGCUCUAGCUGUCGCCAACUUCAGCAGCCCCACAGGCCAAUGCAAGCCAUUCAGCCAUGACGCCGAUGGCUACUGUCGUGCCGAGGGAAGUGGUGCCGUGUAUCUCAAGCGCAUGUCAGAUGCCGUGCGUGAUGGAGACCGAAUUCUGGGCUCCAUUGCCAGCACUGCCAUUUUCCAGAACCAGAACAUCACUCCAUUCUUUGUUCCCAACUCUGCCUCGCUCGCUCAAUUGUAUGAUUCGGUCAUUGGCAAGGCAAAUAUUGACCCCUCCUAUAUCUCUGUUAUGGAGGCUCACGGCACAGGCACCCAGGUCGGUGAUGCUGCCGAGUAUGCCAGUAUCAAGCAAUGUGUGGUUGGUUCGUUGCGAGCAAAUAACCUGUUUCUGGGAUCGGCCAAGGGUCAUGUUGGCCAUGCUGAGGGCACUUCAGGCAUCAUCUCUCUGAUAAAGAUCCUCACCAUGAUACAGGAUGAAUUCAUCCCGCCGCAGGCCAGUUUUACCAAAAUAUCCCCCCAUCUAAACUUCAAGCAAGCCGAUAUGAUUGAGAUUGCUACUUCCUUGCAAAAAUGGCCCGAAGGACCCCGUACAGCAUUCAUCAGCAACUACGGUGCCACCGGAUCCAAUGCCGCCAUGGUCAUUACGAGCCCUCAGAAGAAGUCAACGCAGCCAGAACAGGAACAUGCCGUUCCUUUCUGGGUUUCAGGCUUUGACGAGCAAAGCGUCACCGCGUACUGUCCAAGAUUGGCAGCCUAUCUCCAAACCAACCCUUCGACUACCCUUUCGAACCUCUCCUAUCAUCUCAGUCUGCAGUCCAACCGUGCCUUACCUCAGCGUGUUCUUUUCACUUGCCAGACCAGACAGGAACUGGAGGAGAAGCUCAAGGAAUUCUCAAACGGUGCAGUCAAGGCGGAAAUAACAAGUGUUGGCAAGGAACGCCCUGUGAUCCUCUGUUUUGGUGGCCAAACAAACUCCUACAUCGGUCUCCAUCGCUCAGUCUACGACAACAUUCCUCUGUUACGCCGCCACCUUGACCAGUGCGAUGCUGCUAUCCAGGCUGCUGGGUGCAGCAGCAUUCUCCCGGAAAUAUUCUCCAAUGAGCCCAUUACCGAUCAGGCCCAGUUGCAAGCCAUGCUCUUUGCCAUGCAGUACUCUUCCGCGCGCUCCUGGUUAGACAGUGGCUUGUCAAGUAGAGUUGCUGCAGUCGUGGGUCACAGCUUUGGUGAAUUCACUGCACUCUGCAUCUCUGGAGCUUUGUCCUUGGAAGAAACUGUCAAGUUGGUGGUUGCCCGAGCAAGGCUGGUACGUGAUGUGUGGGGUGAAGAUCCUGGAGCCAUGCUCAUGGUCAAUGGGGAUGAGAAUCUCAUCAAUCUGGUGCUCGAGGAAGCCAAUGAAAGUUACCAGGGCUCUUUCCCUGCCGGUAUCGCCUGUUACAAUGGACCCUACCACUUCACUCUGGCCGGAUCCACUGAGGCUAUUGAUGCCGUGGGUGUCGUCUGCGAAUCCAUUUCAGGGAUCAAGACAAAGAGACUUCGAGUCACAAAUGCUUUCCAUUCCACUCUCGUCCAGCCUCUUCAGGAACACGUGGAAGGUAUUGCGAAGGGAAUUUCACUGAAGCAGCCCGCUAUUCGCCACGAAAGAGCGACUGAGUCCCGAAGCACCGCGUCGUUCAACGUCUGGGAGCACAUGAGACAGCCGGUCUACUUCCACCAUGCCGUCAAUCGUCUCGCUGAGGACUUCCCAUCCUGCGUAUGGCUUGAGGCAGGAUCUGGGUCCGGUGUGACCUCUAUGGCCAGUCAGGCUCUUGGCACCGCCGCAUCCUCUCAUUCCUUCCAUUCCCUCAACAUUACUGACGGUCAAAGAGGAUUGGACAGCCUUGUGGCUACAACUAUGUCUCUAUGGAAGCAGGACAUCCCCGUUACCUUCUGGGGCCACCACACCUCUCAGAAUGCAAAGUUUACGCCGCUCUCUUUGCCACCCUAUCAAUUCAACAAUGCCCGGCACUGGCUGGAACACAAAGAAAUCUCGACUGGCCCCCAGCAGGUGAAGGAGGCGGAGAUCGCCGACCUGGUUUCUUUAGUGGAAGGCCGAGGCUCUGGCUCUGGGCCCUGCUUUGCCGUUGAUACUACAUCCAAGUUCUACCAGGAUUUGAUCAACGGUCAUGUGUUGGGCAAGCUGGCCCCCGUGCUUCCUGUUUCUGCGCAGAUUGGCAUGGUAGUUGUCGCCUUGUACAGCAUCCACCCACAGUGGACCAAGGGCCGCUUCCAGUAUUCCGUCCACGACAUGGUUAGUGAGACUUAUAUCUGCGUUGACCCUUCACGCAAGUUCUGGUUGGAGUUCUCAGUGUCAGAUGAUCAGCGACUUAUCUGGGGCUGGGCAAUAACCAGCACAGACAAGGCCGAGAAGGCCGAACGCAAGUUGGUACAUGUUGAAGGCAGUCUGCACAUCCACCCCCCUGAUGAUGACGUGUAUAACACGAAAUUCGAGGCUUUGGAAAAAACGAUCUCGCACCGAGAAUGUGUUGAAAUCCUUGGUGCAGGCCUGGAAGACGAUGAGAAUGUCCAUGUUGUGCAGGGAAAAACGGUUUACCAGGUCAUUGACAGCCUGGUGUCCUACGGGAGCAUAUACCGCUGGACUAAACGUAUCGUAGGCCGAGCUGGCAUCGCCGCCGGUGUCGUGCGGAAGCCCAUCAGCUCAACCUAUGAUCCUGGAUUAGGUGAUGCAUUCUGCCAAGUUGGCGCCGUUGCAAUCAACUGCAUGACCGAAGCCAUCUCACCCAAGAAUAUCUGGGCCCACAACAAAUGUGGCCAACAGCUCGUCUCCCCGACAUACACUAGAAGCUCGGAGACAUGGCAUGUCCUGGUGCAUCACCGGGCGAAGACAGACCGGAUCCAUGAGAUGGAUAUUUAUGUGUUCGACCCCACCAACGGUCAACUGACACAGGCUAUCAUUGGGGCGCAGGCUGUGCAGGUCCCAAGGACAUUUUGGGAUGAGGUUCUUAGCUCGCUUACCACAGACAAAUCUGCACUCCAAGGCAACGGACAUGAUCAUGGCCUUUUCAACCCGAAAGGCAACGACCCACGGCCAGCCACACGGAAGGCAGAACGUGCAUCUAGCCAGAACUAUGAAGAUGUGUUGGCCGAGGUUCAAAGUAUGGUUUCAAAGCUCCUGGGAGUUCCUGUGGCCGAUGUCAAGCCGGAAUCUCAGCUGGCCGAUUUGGGCAUGGACUCCUUGAUGGGCGUCGAGAUGGGAUCUGACAUGGAGGCCGCUUUCAAGUGUUCACUCGACCAGGGAGACAUGAUGGAUGCAACGAGUGUGGAGCAGCUGGCCGGGGUCAUCUGGGACACGAUUGGCGGGGGCGAUUCGGCCGUGGAGAUUUUGACUGACUCGUCGCUCACUGAUGACGAAGAAAGCAGUUCUUCCAAUAGCCAGUCGUCUGCUGAUGAUGUUAUGCCUUUCAACCGAGGGGAUAUCAAGAAGCGCCGGCGUCUCGUUCGGGGCUUUGUCGACCAAUAUGCGGCCAACUUUACUACUCCUGUCCUAUCGGCUGAAGCUGCAAGCGGCGAUGCAUCGAGGAAGGCUGUGGUGGUCGUGACUGGUGGGACAGGAAGCUUGGGGUCGCACGUUGUCGCCAGACUGGCCGAGAGUCCCUCAGUUGGAACAGUUGUAUGUCUCAACCGGCCUGGAAAUGCAGACUCGGCAUUGAACCGCCAGCAAGAUGCGAUAUUCUCCAAGGGCAUCGAAAUGUCGAACGUGGCUCUUGAGAAGAUCCACGUUCUGGAAGCCACCACAUCGGACUCGAAGCUGGGACUGUCCGAGGAAGACUAUACCUGGCUGUCCAACAACGGAACUGACAUCAUGCACUGCGCCUUCCCCCUCAGCCCGACCCAAACAGUGAAGGGGUUCGAAAAGCAAUACGCGGUGAUGCGCAACCUGAUCGACCUCGCACGGGAGAUGGCUGGUAACCAGCCCAGCCAGAACGACCAGCGGCGCCGAGUUGGCUUCCAGUUUGUUUCUUCCAUUAGUGUAGUUGGCUUUGCCAAACAGCACCCUGUUCCAGAGGAGCUUCGAGGGAUCGAGUGCACACAGCCCAUGGGAUACUCCGAGGCCAAGUGGGUAUGUGAGCACAUUCUCGAGGCCACUCUGCGCCAGCACCCAGACUUUUUCCGCGCUAUGACAGUCCGCUGUGGUCAGAUUGGAGGAUCUAGCAAGACUGGAUUCUUCAACAGCAACGAACACGUGCCAUUCAUGAUCAAGUCUGCCCAAAAUCUGCGCGCUUGGCCCGAUCUCGAUGGACAUGUCCUGUGGGUUCCUGUUGAUCAUAUUGCAUCCGCCAUGACCGAGCUCAUCCACGUGGAGGACGCUAUUGAUGACAAGUCUAUCCCCAAUACUAUCUACCAUAUCGAACACCCAGUCGGCAGAACCUGGAAGGACUACAUCCCGGUGAUGACCAAGGCGCUUGACAUCCCCGCCGGAAGUGUCAUCCCAGUUCAGGAGUGGGUCAAUAUGGUCAAGACCUCCAAGUUGGAUCGAAGCUCCAACCCAGCAUCUCUGUUUGGUGAUUAUUAUUCAGGCUAUUACGUGCCUCUGAUGUGCGGGCGGGCUCUAGACUCAACACAGAGCAGGGCGCAUUCGAAGACGAUGGCAGAGUUGGAACCUAUCAGCGAUGACACAAUGAAGUUGUAUAUUGACGCGUGGAAGGAAUGUGGAACUCUUAGACACUGA